Lethenteron reissneri (Far Eastern brook lamprey) is the source of this 1136-nucleotide messenger RNA. Its product is annotated as myeloid-associated differentiation marker-like protein 2. Lineage: Eukaryota; Metazoa; Chordata; Hyperoartia; Petromyzontiformes; Petromyzontidae. The record is from RefSeq and is a predicted model, not a curated record. Gene Ontology annotation, cellular component: membrane.
GUUUUCUCUCCCUCCCUCUCCAACAAAGCUCUGUGUUUUUUUUUGUUGGGUUCGAGGCGCGUAAAAUAUCCAGCCUGUGCGUCAGAUCACCACACGCAGCAGCAGCUCCACCUCCUCUUCCUCCUCCUCUCGAGCUCCGUUCUUCUUCGUCCCACGGACCCCUCCACUCGAUCUGCUCGUCGCUUCUUCUCUCCCUUCACUCGCUCUCUCGCCCCUCGCCACCAUGCCCCAGGUGGUCGUGAACUCGCAGGCGGUGACGUCGCGCCUGGGCGUCGUGCGCGUGCUCCAGGUGGCUUUCACCUGCGUCGCAUUCAGCCUCGUGGCGCACAGCGGAGGCAAGGCGCACUCGUACGGCGACUUCUGCAUGUUCGCCUGGUGCGCAUGCUUCGCCUGCUCCCUCUUUAUGCUUCUCCUCGAGCUGUUCGACCAGCGAAGCUGCGCGCAGAUCUCCUGGCAGAACCUGACGGUCACGUACGCCAUGCUGGCCGCGCUGCUGCUGCUGUCCGCCUCCGUGCUGCAUCCCGUCUACCGGCUGCGCAGGAUCUCGUGCGGCAACUGCGAGCAGCGCACCUUCACCAUCGUGGCGACCGUCUUCUCGUGCCUCGCGUUCCUCGCCUACGCCGCAGAGGUGGCCCUGACGCGGGCACGCCCCGGGGAGGUCACGGGCUACAUGGCCAGCGUGCCCGGCUUGCUCAAGGUGCUGGAGGCGUUCGUGGCGUGCCUCAUCUUCGUGGUGCUGGCAGAUCGUCCGGGGCUGUACUCACGCUACGCGGCGCUGCAGUGGUGCCUGGCCGUGUACUGCGUCUGCUUCGUGCUGGUGGCGGUCGUCAUCCUGCUCACCGUGUGCCAGAGCACGGGCCGACUCUGCCUGCCCUUCGACCGCUUCCUGGCCCUGUGUGGCUUUGUAGCCGUGCUGGGUUACGUGACGGCCGCGGUGCUGUGGCCCGUCUACUGCUUCUCCGACAAAGACGGCCACCCUCGCCGCACGCCCGACUGCCGAUUCGUGGGCGGCUGCGACUGGGACAUGCAGCUGGCGGUGACUGUGUUCACCUACGUGAACCUGCUGGCCUACGUGGCCGAUAUGGUCUACUCAAGCCGCCUGGUCAUCAUCAGCCGCUCCUGAUGGAGGGGAGAGG